CUGAGGUAUAGAUCGAGCUUGUACUAAUUUGCGCGGGAAAAAUUUUUAGUCCAGGCUUACAAAGUAAAAGUGUUGUAAUCUUUUGUUACUUUAAUUUAUAAUAAAUCAGUGAAAACGUCUAGUAAAAUCAUUGGCAAUGUCUAGUCCCAUGAAACCACCAGCGACUCCGAAAGCUAAAAAUGACAAAAAUCCAGGGCAUGGUACACCAACAGCUCAACCCGGAACUCCUAAUUCUACGAAUAUUUCUAACUCACAAAAUACUCCCAAUAAACAGGGCGUAGCUUCAACUCCUCAAAGAUGGGGAAGUCGAAGGACACAAGAAACAAUCACAGCAUCAUCUGAAGGACCUUCAUCUUCACGCCCUGCAACAUCUCCAUACAGAAUUCAAACAAGUCCCAUUGCCGGUGGUGCUGGUGAAAUAGAUCUUUCUUCACCAUUGAAUUAUGGAACACCAAGCUCCCUUAGCUCCAUCAGAACUCCUCGAAGUGGAAUUCGAGGAACUCCUAUUCGACAAAGGCCAGAUAUUAGAACUGAUAAGCGAUUACGUGAAGUAAAUUUAGCUGAACCAAUUAUUGAAGAAGAAAAUGGACAAAAGAGUUCAGAAAGUGAAUCAGCUGGCCCACAAUUAGUCAUUUGGGGUACAAAUGUUGUAGUAAAUCGAUGCAAAGAGCAAUUCAAGCAUUUUAUUUUACGUUUUAUUGACCCUGAAGCUGAAAAUGAUGAAUUACCAGAUUCAUUGAUUCUCACAGAGCCAUUAUAUCUUCAAAAAUUAGAAGAAAUUCAUACUUUAGAAGAGCCUUAUUUGAACAUAAACUGUGCACAUUUAGAAAAUUUUGAUGCGCAAUUGUAUCAACAAUUAAUUUGUUAUCCUCAAGAAGUUAUUCCUACAAUGGAUAUGGCUGCCAAUGAAAUGUUUUUUGAAAAAUAUCCCGCUGCUGUUUUAGAUCAUCAAAUUCAGGUGCGACCAUUUAAUGUACAAAAGACAAAAAAUAUGCGGUUAUUAAAUCCUGAGGAUAUAGAUCAACUUAUCACGAUUUCUGGAAUGGUAAUAAGGACAUCAAAUAUUAUUCCCGAAAUGCGAGAAGCUUUUUUCAAGUGCAUUAUAUGUUCAUUUUCAACUGUAGUUGAAGUUGAUAAAGGCAGAAUAGCUGAACCUACUGUUUGUACCCAUUGUAAUAAUAACUACUGCUUUACUCUCAUUCAUAAUCGCAGUCACUUCUCGGAUAAACAAAUGAUCAAACUUCAAGAGUCUCCAGAUGAUAUGGCAGCAGGCCAAACGCCUCAUACUGUUGUUUGCUUUGCUCAUAAUGAUUUGGUAGACUCUGUACUUCCUGGUGAUCGUGUUGCUGUCACUGGUAUUUACAGAGCUAUUCCAAUUCAAGUCAAUCCUAGAAUGUCUAAUGUUAGAUCAAUUUAUAAAACACAUAUCGAUGUUGUACACUUUAGGAAACAGGACUCAAAAAGAUUAUAUGAGCAAGAAGAAGGAAAAGAUCAUGCAUUUCCACUAGACAGGUUAAAAAUUUUAGAGAAAUUAUCACAGUUAGAUGAUGUUUAUGAGAGAUUGGCUCGUUGUAUAGCACCAAGUAUUUAUGAAAAUGAAGACAUCAAGAAAGGAAUACUUCUUCAGCUGUUUGGUGGUACCAAAAAAACUCAUGUAACAUCAGGAAGAAGUCACUAUAGAUCAGAAAUUAAUAUUUUAUUAUGUGGUGACCCUGGUACAAGUAAAUCUCAACUUUUACAGUUUGUUUUCAAUUUAGUACCUCGUUCACAAUAUAGUAGUGGAAAAGGUUCUAGUGCUGUUGGCUUGACUGCUUAUGUAACAAAAGAUCCAGAAACACGUCAAUUAGUGCUCCAAACUGGAGCUUUAGUUCUUGCUGACAACGGUAUUUGUUGUAUUGAUGAAUUCGAUAAGAUGAACGAUAGUACUCGCUCAGUUUUACAUGAAGUCAUGGAACAGCAGACAUUGAGUAUUGCCAAAGCAGGAAUUAUCUGUCAAUUAAAUGCAAGAACGAGUAUUUUAGCGGCUGCCAAUCCAUGUGAAUCACAGUGGAAUAAAAAUAAAACAGUAAUUGAAAAUGUAAUGCUACCUCAUACAUUAAUGUCACGUUUUGAUCUUAUUUUUUUGAUGUUGGAUCCUCAAAGUGAACAUUUUGAUCGCAAAUUAGCUAAACAUUUGGUUAGUUUAUAUUACAAAGAUGAGCCAGAACAAGAGGAUGAUCUUUUUGACUUGAGUGUUUUAAGAGACUACAUAGCAUUUGCAAAAGAACAUAUAAAACCAACAUUGAGUGAAGAAGCUCAGCAGCGACUUGUUCAGGCUUAUGUUGAUAUGCGAAGAGUUGGUAGUGGUAGAGGGCAAAUUACAGCGUAUCCAAGGCAAUUGGAGUCACUUAUCAGAUUAUCUGAAGCUCAUGCCAAAGUGAGGUUUAGCCAAGUUGUUGAAAUUCAAGAUGUUGAGGAGGCUUGCAGGCUACAUCGAGAAGCUCUUAAACAAUCAGCGAUUGAUCCUUUGAGUGGAAAAAUUGAUGUCAGUAUUCUUACAACAGGUAUUUCUGCUGCGGCGCGUAAACGAAGAAAUGAAUUAACAGAUGCAUUGAGAAAAUUAAUAGAGAGCAAAGGAAAGGUUCCUACGCUCAAUUAUCAGAAGAUCUUUACAGAGCUCAAGGAAUCUAUGCAAGUGUUGGUUACUCGCGAUAUGUUUGAAGAUUCUUUAAAAGAUCUUCAAGAUAAUGGUGUCAUCAUUGUCGUUGGUAGAAAUACUAUUCGUAUAUGCUAAAUUCACUUAUCCUGGAUUACUCAAAUGAUUUUAAUUUUUCAUUUGUUUAUUAUACUUAAUAAAUUA
Chelonus insularis is the source of this 2839-nucleotide messenger RNA. RefSeq names its product disc proliferation abnormal (gene dpa). The record is from RefSeq and is a predicted model, not a curated record. Bases 137 to 2773 code for a protein of 878 amino acids. The transcript is spliced from 8 exons. Gene Ontology annotation, biological process: mitotic DNA replication initiation; DNA replication; DNA strand elongation involved in DNA replication. Gene Ontology annotation, molecular function: single-stranded DNA helicase activity; ATP binding; single-stranded DNA binding. Gene Ontology annotation, cellular component: MCM complex; nucleus. NCBI's taxonomy places the organism in Eukaryota, Metazoa, Arthropoda, Insecta, Hymenoptera, Braconidae.